Molecule: messenger RNA, 751 nt
Organism: Bursaphelenchus xylophilus (pine wood nematode)
Lineage: Eukaryota; Metazoa; Nematoda; Chromadorea; Rhabditida; Aphelenchoididae
Source: the annotation of a GenBank genome assembly
AUGAAAUCUCAAAUCUUGGCCUUGUUGGCCUUUUUCAUGGUGGUGCCAACGAGUUCGUUGUACUUCCACAUUGCAGAGACUGAAAGGAAAUGUUUUAUCGAGGAAAUUCCAGAUGAAACUAUGGUUAUUGGAAACUACAAGGUCCAAUUGUAUGAUCCGAACACCAAGGGCUAUGGGGACUAUGCCGGUAUGGGAAUGCACGUCGAAGUCAAGGAUCCUGACGAUAAGGCAAGUUUUUUUGAUACUUUGCGUUUGAUUUUAGAAACUGUUCUACGUUAGAGGCGAGGAGAGAUGUCUGAAGUUGCUUUUAAUGUGUUAUACCUGUCUUUUUUAGGUGAUCUUAAGUAAACUCUACACCUCAGAAGGCCGUUUCACCUUUACUUCCCAUACCCCUGGAGAGCAUUUGAUCUGCCUUUACUCGAACUCUACCUCAUGGUUCUCGGGUUCUCAGCUUCGUGUUCAUCUUGAUAUUCAAGUUGGAGAGCACACCACUGACUAUCAACAAGUUGCGGCCAAGGACAAGCUCAAUGAACUUCAACUCAGGAUCAGACAACUCCUCGACCAAGUAGAACAGAUUACCAAGGAGCAGAAUUAUCAACGGUACAGAGAGGAGAGAUUCAGACAGACUUCUGAAUCGACAAACUCCCGAGUCCUUUGGUGGGCAAUUGCUCAAACCCUGGUCCUAGUCCUAUGCGGAGCGUGGCAAAUGCGACAUCUCAAAGGAUUCUUCGAGGCUAAGAAACUUGUUUAG